Molecule: messenger RNA, 5901 nt
Organism: Ascochyta rabiei
Lineage: Eukaryota; Fungi; Ascomycota; Dothideomycetes; Pleosporales; Didymellaceae
Product: DEAD-box type RNA helicase
Exons: 3
Coding region: 1-5901 (1966 amino acids)
Biological process (GO): termination of RNA polymerase II transcription
Cellular component (GO): nuclear body
Molecular function (GO): helicase activity; transcription termination site sequence-specific DNA binding
Source: RefSeq, a predicted model, not a curated record
AUGGCAGAGAUUCUCGAGAAGAUCAACGAGCUUCGAGCAUUGCCAGAAGACCAACAUCUCUUCUGCCCUCGCGUUGGUGAAGAUGGAACCAUAUACUACGACGAAGAUGUGGCCAACUACCCACCCGAGACCGACCCGGCCGCACUCAAAGACCGCGAAUUACGGAUACAAGAAGCCGAGGAACGGAAGUGGGCAGCACUGAAGGCAACUGAGAUUCUAGCUUUUGACGGAGAGGAGGCAGCACCGCACAAAGAAUGGCUAUUGAGUCGGCUGAACCAGCUGAUGCAGAGCUGUGAUGUCUGCGUCCGGGUGUUCCACCAAUCUCGAGCGGAGUGGAAGACACGGCUGGUCGACACGUAUGAUGAGGGGAAUAUCGGAGACUUCUUGAAUGUGGUGGACGACCAAUGCCUUGGGCGUAUACAAGCCGGUCUGGACAAGGCAACCGCGAUACUAAGCAGCGCAGAGCCCAAGGCUCGUGGUGUGCGGAUACUACCAGGACAGUGCACAUAUGCUUUUUUCGAAGCAUUGAGCUGCGACGCAUUGGUACGGAACGAGGAUCGCCUCACUCAGCACUUUGACGCCCCGUUCGAUCUCGUACAGACCAAGAAGCGAUUAAAGGUCCAGACCUACCUUCCUGCCAUGACUCGGUUCCUGUUCAGUAAGAAGGAGCGCCGCCAAAGGUGGGCUGCACUUUCUUGGUCAACCUCCAAGCGCAAUCUUAUCAAGUCAGAGUUCGAGUGGGCCGUGCGAGACUACAUGAUCAGCGCCAUGAUGAAGAUUCAGAUGAACAACCUCGACAUCGAGCUUGUUCCAAUAUUCUGGAGUGGAGCUCGGCUCAUCAUAAGCAAGAUGGAUAGGGAACUGAUCACGGAAUAUAUUCGUGGCCUAGACGGGAACUUCUACCGGUUGAUGCUCGAUCACCUCUCAUUGAAGUCGGAGGCUUUCCUUGACAUACUCGCUACGAUGGAGGAAUUGUUGAAAAAGGCACCGGUCGACUUCUGGGAAGGCAUGAAUGCUGUGACUCCCUCCAUCGCAACGGUAGUGGAACAAAUUCUUAACAGCCCUGUCCUACAACAAGUGCUCAUUGCAGCAAACGAAGGGGACGAGCAGGGCAUGUCCAACCUCAAAGCGUCAUUCAGCUGGAUACCGCUCUUUGUCGCGUCUAUCAAGCCAGCAAAUCUUGGUCCAGCGACUAGGCCGUUUGCCCAGGCGCUUUUCGGUCGGUUUCAAGACGGACGAUAUCCAUCAGUCUCUAAAGCUAUGUGUUAUCGCGAGGGUUUGAAAGUGCUGGAAUUUACUUUCAAGAAGAUGUGCGAAGGCAAGACAAUAGACAAGUUUGUGGGGCAGCCCACGGUCAACGGCAUGAUGGACAUGUUUUCAACACAUGUUCAGCUGUUGGUGUCGAGACUGAAGCAAUUUGGCGACAGUGACACCGAUUUGGAGGAUCAAGACCUGACCUUGACUGUGAUCCAGAAUGCUUUUUUACUCGAGGCUCAGUCUUUGCUCAUUGAGAGACAGCUAAUCUCUGCAAAGAAGCCUUCUCCAACAGAGACGCCAUCGUCUGCACCGAUAUGGAAAACUAUACUGAAGGCGAUCGACCACCAGAGCUUGGAGCUUGCUUCCCAUUUACUGGUCGCGGGGAGAAGCCUGAUUGGACUUGAGCCUCUAUCGAUGAAGUCUGGCAUCGAGAAGAUCCCUGCUGAAGUGCGCCACUUCAACGACCGCUUUAAGCUUUUAUCUCAGUCCGUCACAGAUGUGGUUGAUCGGCUCUCUGAGUUCAACCCUUCGCAGCUGCACGCCCUUUUCGAAAAGCCGGUCGCAGCAAGUGCGAUCGUCUCAUUGCUGUUUUCAUCGACACAGGACACCAGAAGCUCAGCUAUUGAGCUGAUGAAGGUUAUCAGCUUGGAAGAGGAGCGACGAAACGCUCUGCAGUACAUUCUGAAGAACUACUUUAAGAACGUAGUCAUGGGUAUUUCGGACUCGGUUCGUCAGGUCAUGCGCAAAAAGGCUUUCGCUCCUACACCAAGUAUGAUCAGGACGUGUAGGGACGUCAUCGAUGUUCUGUGCAACUCACAGGAUGGUAUAUUACGAACCAAAGAUCUGAACACUGCAGAAGCAGCGGCGACGAUGACUCUGUGGAAGAACCUAUGGGAUUCGUUGACCAUGAUCUUCGCGACUACGGAGGCUUGGAGCAAUCUGGGUUUCUACGACAAGCAGAUGAUGAUGGACUUCUGUCGAGAUACUAUGCAAUUUGCUGACGAAGUCUUCGACCAGUGCAGUAUCUUCGCGACUGCGUUGAAGAAGCAAGCUCGUUCAGGUGAUGACGAGAGCAAGGCCAAGACGGAGCUUUUGCAGGAGCUGCUCGAACUUCCAGCGAAUGCCAUGGAGGGCUUAGCAAAGUGGUUGCGUCUUCGAGAUGAGUUCCUGUCAAGCAAGUCCGUCACUCUCAUCAGUAAACUGCUUGUUCGCCUGCACAACGUAUCCAUUGAGAUCAACACUGACACACUCUCUUACAUGGAGAGGAUUUUGACCGGCGACAUCCGCGCCAAGCUCAGCACUACACAACAGGCUGAGCUGCAACAAGCUCUUGAAACCCAUCUUGGUCAUUCCAUCGUCAAAGAAGAGGAAUCCGUACAGCCAAAGCAAGCUUCCAUUAGCAAAUGGAUGUCUACCGGCGCAGCAGCAUCGCCAAGCGACGCAAAGGCGAGGCUGUUGUCAAGCCUUACUUCAGGUUCGGUCGCCUUCAAAGAGAAACGCGAAGCGAUGCGAGCCUCAGAAGCGAAACUUGCCAAGCAAAAGGCUCUCGAUGCCCAGAAGAAUGCUUCUCAAGAUGAGUUUAGGAGGAAACGUCAGCUCGAGCUACAGAGGCGCGAGAAAGAGAAGGCCGCCGCUAUCGCCAAAGCCAAACAGGCUCGAGGGCUUACGCAGACUAACGAGGCAGGCUCGGGGCUCGAAGGCCUUGGUGUGCUGGGUAAAGACUCAGCAGCUAAGGGAGAAGGUCUCAUGCACUCAUCUGAUGAGUCCGAAGACAGCGAUGGCGAUAUUGACGAGGAUCUUUUCGGGAUCAAGAAGCCGAAGGCAACCACUGGGCCGAAAACCAACAUUGUCAACGAAGUCAAGAUUCAAAUGCCGUUCAAGAAGAAGAGGGUACAGCGCUCAAUCAAGGAUAUGCGAGCCCGUCUUGCUCCUGACUUGUCUUCACUCCAUAGGGCGAUCCUCAGCUGGGACUACUACUACGAAGGCGACUACCCACCAAACUCGAACCCUGGAAUCUACUCCAAAGUACUCAACACAUUCCGAACACCAAAUGAUUACCAGGCGACCUUUGAACCUCUUUUGACACUUGAAGCGUGGCAAGGAUUUGUCAAAGCUCGUGAAGAAAACCAGAACAAAGCUUACGAAGUCCGUAUCACGUCACGGGCAAGUGUCGAUAUGUUCCAGGAAGUCGGCAGUACGAUGACACACGAAGAGAACCGCGACAUUUUUAUCUCUGAAGGCGACAUCAUUCUCCUUUCGCGGACGAAAACACCUUCUGCUGAGGUGCCAACAUGUCUUGCUAGGGUGUUCCGUGUCAAAAGGAAACAGCAGCACAUUGAAGUAUCCUACCGCGUGGUACCUGGUAACCCCCUCUCGUCCGCUCUAAACCCAAGUAGCGCUGUAUUUGGAGUAAAGCUGCAGUCCAUCACUCCGCUUGAGCGCGAGUAUGGCGCGCUGAAGGGUCUUCAGUACUACGAUCUGUGUGAUGAGAUCAUACGGGCGAAGCCAUCACCUCUUUUGACGUACAGCGACAAACAGACCGAUUCGUUGAUGGAAAACUACAAUCUGAACAGGGCACAAGCCAAGGCAGUCAAAUCAGCUAUCGACAAUGAUGCUUUCACGUUGAUCCAAGGUCCUCCUGGUUCCGGAAAAACUAAAACUAUUACUGCCAUUGUCGGGGCGGUUUUAUCCGACGCUUUACGUAGAGGUGGUACAGCUGUACCUAUUCCCGGCGGGCAGCAGCGAAACGAUACUGCAGCAAAGAAGUUGUUAGUCUGCGCACCCAGCAACGCUGCUGUUGAUGAACUGGUCAUGCGUUUUAAAACUGGCGUCAAGACUUUGGGCGGUGAAGAGCGCAAACUCAAUAUUGUACGUCUUGGUCGCAGUGAUGCUAUCAAAGCCAAUGUCCAGGAUGUCUGUCUGGAAGAGCUUGUCAGCCAGAGGUUGGGCACUUCCAACCCCAAAAACAACGACCGUGAGGCGACGCAGAAGCUAUUCACAGACCACAAAGCGAUAUCGGAGAAGCUCAGGAAUGCCAUUGCGCAAAUUCAAACCGGUGAGCUGAAGGGAGAUGAUGCCACAAAACUCCAGGACGAUAUCAACGCUCUCCGAAAGCAAAAGCAGAAUCUUGGGACCAAGAUCGACAACGCGAAGGAUGACGAAAAGCUAGCUGGUCGUAACGCGGAUCUCAAUCGUCGACGAGCUCAAGAAGCGAUUUUGAACGAUGCACAUGUCAUCUGCGCAACGCUCAGUGGCUCCGGUCACGAAAUGUUCCAAGGUCUUAGCAUUGAGUUUGAAACAGUCAUAGUGGACGAGGCCGCGCAGUGUGUUGAGAUGAGUGCUCUCAUCCCUCUCAAGUACGGAUGCGCUAAGUGUAUCCUUGUUGGUGAUCCCAAACAGCUGCCACCGACGGUCUUUUCGAAAGAAGCUGCCCGCUUUGCGUAUGAGCAGAGUUUGUUCGUUCGCAUGCAGAAGAACCAUCCAGACGAUGUCCAUCUUCUGGAUACGCAGUAUCGUAUGCAUCCUGAAAUCAGUCUGUUCCCGAGCCAAACGUUCUACGACGGCAAACUCCUGGAUGGUGGUGACAUGGCUGGUCUGCGUAAGCAACCUUGGCACCAGAGUAUGCUCCUUGGACCAUAUCGAUUUUUCGACGUUCAGGGUCAGCAAUCAGCUGCACCUAAGGGUCAUUCGCUUAUCAACAGAGCGGAAAUUGAUGUUGCUCUACAGUUGUACAAGCGACUGACCAGCGACUACUCCAGCUAUGACUUCAAAGGCAAAGUCGGCAUCAUCACCCCCUACAAGAGUCAACUCAAGGAGCUGAAGAGCCAAUUCACAUACGUCUAUGGCGCUAAUAUCAUCGACGAAAUUGACUUCAACACUACCGAUGCAUUCCAGGGUCGAGAAAGCGAAGUCAUCAUUUUCUCUUGCGUGCGUGCGUCUCCGGCAGGCGGGAUCGGUUUCUUACAGGAUAUCCGUCGUAUGAACGUUGGCCUCACACGUGCCAAGUCCUCGCUGUGGGUCUUGGGUAACUCACAAUCGCUUGUCCGUGGAGAGUUCUGGAAGAAGCUCGUCGUGAACGCGAAAGAAAGAAAGAGAUACACAGAUGGUAACGUGAUGAGGAUGCUCAGUGAACACUCCAACAAGUACCCAGCGCCCAAAGAAGGGUAUGUCAAAUCGCAUCGUCCAACGCCGGAGGUCAAAUCUGAGCCAAUGAGUGGAAACGGAAGUGGCCAGUCUCAUGGAAACGGUGCUUUCAAACAGGCAAACGAGCAAGAGGUCAAACAAGAGGACCAGCAAGAGGUUAAGAAAGAGCUAGGCCUUGUGCACCAUGCAAAGCGCAAGCUUAGCGAUAGCCCGGUCGUCAAAGCCGAGAGAAAUGGCGACGACUUCGACAUGAUCGAUGCCCCGUCCGACACGGCGUCUAACGCCAACACCAAUGCUUACAACGGAGGCAGUGGUCGCUCAACACCCGCCGCAUUCUCUGAUGCGAAUGCAAGGAGUUCGCCAGCGGUCGACAGUGACCGAGCCAAUACGCCAAAUCAGGAUAUGCUGGGCGGGGUGCGGGCGAAGCCUAAGAUCAAAAAGAGGCCGAAGCCCAGUGGGCCUUUCAUCGACAACAGACCUAAGAAACCAAGGACAGGGUAA